CUCUUUAAAAACUAGCAAAGCUGUCGGAAGAAAGACAAGGAAACCUCAUGAGAGUCUGUGGCUAUGGAAAGUCACCAGCUAGCUAAUAUUAACAUAGCUUGCAACAGAACGCUGUUGCUAGAAAUAGGACAGUCUCCACAUCGCUACCACUCAGCGAUUUGCAUUUCAUGGACCAGCCCCUAAGUUCUUCCUGGCUCCUGCUGCCCUUGGGCAUUGCAUUUCUGGACACUUCGGGUGUCCACACUCGAUGGUCUGCUUUCUCUAGGAACUCUCUCCCAAAGAGGAAGACCUAAGAACAACACCUGCUUUGUUUCCAAGGGGCACCGCGGAGCCACAGACUAAUCAGUAAGACAUCGAGGCGCUGCAAAGUUUCGCCACUUCAUUUGGUUGCUGACGAGGGAGGGGCAGACGAGGUCCCUCUUGUUUUCCUCAGUAUGGAGAAUCUGUUGCCUGCGUCUCGAUUCUCUCACUUUAAAAAAUAUCCUCUCCAUGCAAUAAGGAGAUAUUUCUUGACGACGCUGAGAAAUCCAAGAACUGAAGAGCAGGUUGCACGUUUUCAAAAACUACCUAAUGGUGAAAAUGAAACAAUGAUUCCUGUAUUGACAUCAAAGAAAGCAAGUGAAUUACCAGUCAGUGAAGUUGCGGGCAUUCUCCAAGCUGAUCUUCAGGAUGGCUUAAACAAAUCUGAGGUUAGUCACCGGCGAGCCUUCCAUGGCUGGAAUGAGUUUGACAUUGGCGAGGGCGAACCGCUGUGGAAGAAGUACAUCACGCAGUUCAAGAAUCCGCUUAUUAUGCUGCUUCUGGCUUCUGCAGUCAUCAGCGUGCUAAUGCAUCAGUUUGAUGAUGCCGUCAGUAUCACUGUGGCAAUACUUAUUGUUGUCACUGUGGCCUUUGUUCAGGAAUAUCGUUCAGAAAAAUCUCUUGAAGAAUUGAGUAAACUUGUGCCACCAGAAUGCCAUUGUGUACGUGAAGGAAAAUUGGAGCACACACUUGCCCGAGACUUGGUUCCAGGUGACACAGUGUGCCUUUCUGUAGGUGACAGAGUCCCUGCUGACUUACGCUUGUUUGAGGCUGUGGAUCUUUCCAUUGAUGAGUCUAGCUUGACAGGAGAGACAACACCUUGCUCAAAGGUGACAGCUCCUCAGCCAGCUGCGACUAAUGGAGCUCUUGCAUCAAGAAGUAACAUUGCCUUCAUGGGCACGCUGGUCAGAUGUGGCAAAGCAAAGGGUAUUGUCAUUGGAACAGGAGAAAAUUCUGAAUUUGGGGAAGUUUUUAAAAUGAUGCAAGCAGAAGAAGCACCAAAAACCCCUCUGCAGAAGAGCAUGGACCUCUUAGGGAAACAGCUGUCCUUUUACUCCUUUGGUAUAAUAGGUAUCAUCAUGUUGGUUGGCUGGUUACUAGGAAAAGACAUUCUGGAAAUGUUUACUAUCAGUGUAAGUUUGGCGGUAGCAGCAAUUCCUGAAGGCCUACCCAUUGUGGUCACAGUGACUCUAGCCCUUGGUGUUAUGAGAAUGGUAAAGAAAAGGGCCAUCGUGAAAAAACUGCCUAUUGUCGAAACUUUGGGUUGCUGCAAUGUGAUUUGUUCAGAUAAAACUGGAACAUUGACGAAGAAUGAAAUGACUGUUACUCACAUAUUUACUUCAGAUGGUCAGCAUGCUGAGGUUACUGGUGUCGGCUAUAAUCAAUUUGGUGAAGUAAUUGUUGAUGGUGACGUUGUUCAUGGAUUCUAUAACCCUGCUGUGAGCAGAAUUGUUGAGGCGGGCUGUGUGUGCAAUGAUGCUGUGAUUCGGAACAACACUCUGAUGGGGAAGCCAACUGAAGGCGCCUUAAUUGCUCUUGCAAUGAAGAUGGGUCUUGAUGGACUUCAACAAGAUUAUAUCAGAAAAGCUGAAUACCCUUUUAGUUCUGAGCAGAAGUGGAUGGCUGUUAAGUGUGUACAUCGAACACAACAGGACAGAGCAGAGGUUUGUUUCAUGAAGGGUGCCUAUGAGCAGGUGAUUAAGUAUUGUACUACAUACAACAGCAAAGGACAGACCUUGACACUUGUGCCGCAGCAGAGAGACCUGUACCAGCAAGAGAAGGCACGCAUGGGCUCAGCUGGACUCCGAGUUCUUGCUUUGGCUUCUGGUCCUGAGCUGGGACAGCUGACAUUCCUUGGCCUGGUGGGAAUCAUUGAUCCUCCUAGAACUGGUGUGAAAGAAGCUGUUACAACACUCAUUGCGUCGGGAGUUUCUGUUAAAAUGAUUACUGGAGAUUCACAGGAGACUGCCAUUGCAAUCGCUAGUCGUCUGGGUUUGUAUUCCAAAACAUCCCAGUCAGUAGCAGGAGAAGAACUAGACACCAUGGAUGUCCAGCAGCUUUCACAAAUAGUCCCAAAGGUUGCAGUAUUUUACAGAGCAAGCCCAAGGCACAAGAUGAAAAUCAUUAAGUCUCUGCAGAAGAAUGGGUCAGUUGUGGCCAUGACAGGGGAUGGAGUAAAUGAUGCCGUUGCUCUGAAGGCUGCAGACAUUGGAAUUGCGAUGGGCCAGACUGGCACAGAUGUCUGCAAAGAGGCUGCAGACAUGAUCCUGGUGGAUGAUGACUUCCAAACCAUAAUGUCUGCAAUUGAAGAGGGUAAAGGGAUUUAUAAUAACAUUAAAAAUUUUGUUAGAUUUCAAUUGAGCACGAGUAUAGCAGCAUUAACUUUAAUUUCGUUGGCAACAUUAAUGAACUUUCCUAAUCCUCUCAAUGCAAUGCAGAUUUUGUGGAUAAAUAUUAUUAUGGAUGGACCCCCAGCUCAGAGCCUUGGAGUAGAACCAGUGGAUAAAGAUGUCAUUCGCAAACCUCCUCGCAACUGGAAGGACAGCAUUUUGACUAAAAAUUUGAUACUUAAAAUACUUGUUUCAUCAAUCAUCAUUGUUUGUGGGACCUUGUUUGUCUUCUGGCGAGAGCUGCGAGACAAUGUAAUAACACCUCGAGACACGACAAUGACCUUCACAUGCUUUGUGUUUUUUGACAUGUUCAAUGCACUAAGUUCCAGGUCUCAGACCAAGUCUGUGUUUGAGAUUGGACUCUGCAGUAAUAAGAUGUUUUGCUAUGCAGUUCUCGGAUCUAUCAUGGGACAAUUACUUGUUAUUUACUUCCCGCCACUUCAGAAGGUUUUUCAGACCGAGAGCCUAAGUAUAUUGGAUCUGUUGUUCCUUUUGGGUCUCACCUCCUCAGUGUGCAUAGUGUCAGAGAUUAUAAAGAAGGUGGAAAGGAGCAGGGAGAAGAUCCAGAAGACCGUUAGUUCAACAUCGUCGUCUUUUCUUGAAGAGGAAAAUGAAAGCGGGACGGAGACCCUGACAAAUGUCCUGCUGCUUUCCACGGAGAAGAGGCAAGCAGCAACCACCCUCACCAGUCCUCCCUGCGGUCGGUUGGAGCGGAGGUGCACGAAGUCACGUGGGGACUUCUUGAGAAGCAAUGAAAAGGAGGCCCACCUUUCACAGUUAGCGAACAGCAAGGCACUGAGCCUGCCUGGGUGCGGGGUCUCCACAUUUCCUACAAGAAAACAGACAGACCCUUGACGUGCCCCGUCUAGAGGACUCGGGUAACACUGGAGGGGCCGGUGCUGUGGGCAUCUCCUGAUGCUGUACGAGUAUUCGGGGAGAGGAGGUGCCCUCACCUGCUGCUAAAGCAGUGGCAGGCCUGAACCUGCUAAGUGGUAUCGUGUACCAUUAGUCCCUCUGGUGGCUACUACCACAAGCGAGCCUUAAUAUUUGGGGGUGUUUUGGAGUCUAUGCAUUUCAUCCUUUAAUUUCUUUAGAAAUAUAUACCAGAGUAGCACUCUCCAGUAGGACUCGGUGACAGGACGUUCUCUAGCCACCAGACAAGACAGCAUCCUGGAUCCGUGUUCUCAGCUUGUGUUCUGAAGCCGUGUUCAACUCAGAUUUCCCACAUGGCCACUGGCUACCGUCCUUCAACUGUCUGCACUGUGACAGUUUUACACGUGUACAGAGUAUUACUGCAUUCUUCCUCUUUCAUUAAAGAACUAAAAUGCC
Messenger RNA from Jaculus jaculus (lesser Egyptian jerboa), 4019 nucleotides. It is a transcript of the gene Atp2c1, whose product is annotated as ATPase secretory pathway Ca2+ transporting 1. The transcript is spliced from 28 exons. Gene Ontology annotation, cellular component: plasma membrane; Golgi membrane; endoplasmic reticulum. NCBI's taxonomy places the organism in Eukaryota, Metazoa, Chordata, Mammalia, Rodentia, Dipodidae. The record is from RefSeq and is a predicted model, not a curated record. Gene Ontology annotation, biological process: manganese ion transport; calcium ion transmembrane transport; intracellular calcium ion homeostasis. Gene Ontology annotation, molecular function: ATP hydrolysis activity; P-type calcium transporter activity; ATP binding. The coding region runs from base 435 to 3545 and encodes 1036 amino acids.